Molecule: messenger RNA, 171 nt
Organism: Cladocopium goreaui
Lineage: Eukaryota; Dinophyceae; Suessiales; Symbiodiniaceae
Source: the annotation of a GenBank genome assembly
AUGAAGGAGCGCCAGUGGUCACGGAAAGAGGCCUGUCAGUACAUUGAUGAAGGCGGUCUCGAUAUGGAGCAAAUGCAGGCUGAGAUGAAUUCGCCCAUGGACGAUGCCUUUGAAAAACUGAAGCAGCAGGGCCCUCCGCAGUGGUUUGUGGAAGCCAUGACGUGGCCCUAA